CGUUCAUGGCCCCUCCGGACUCGGCCCCUGCGCCGGGGGCCCGGGCCCAGCCCCGCCGCGCUAUGCCUGAGUCGGGCGCGCCCCGGCCCGUGCCCCGCCGCCGCCCCCCGGCCCCCACGUCGCCCCGGAGCCCGGGCCGCAGCCUGCACCGCCCGCAGCUGCCCUGAGCCCGGCCCCGCCGACCGGCCCUUGGAGACCGAACGCUGCUCGGGGACGAAGGCGCAGGAAGCGCACGGGGAACGAGACCGAAGGAAGGAGCGGGAAGGAGAGCGCAGCCGCCGCCCGGCCCUGCGCGCCCCGGGAGCGCCGUGCGGCCCUGCCCGCGGGCUCCGGGUGUGCGCGGGGCGGCGCCGCGGAACAUGACGGCGCCCUGGGCGGCCCUCGCCCUCCUCUGGGGAUCGCUGUGCGCGGGCUCUGGGCGUGGGGAGGCUGAGACACGGGAGUGCAUCUACUACAACGCCAACUGGGAGCUGGAGCGCACCAACCAGAGCGGCCUGGAGCACUGCGAGGGCGAGCAGGACAAGCGGCUGCACUGCUACGCCUCGUGGCGCAACAGCUCUGGCACCAUCGAGCUCGUGAAGAAGGGCUGCUGGCUGGACGACUUCAACUGCUACGAUAGGCAGGAGUGUGUGGCCACUGAGGAGAACCCCCAGGUGUACUUCUGCUGCUGUGAAGGCAACUUCUGCAACGAGCGCUUCACUCAUUUGCCAGAGGCUGGGGGCCCAGAAGUCACGUACGAGCCACCCUCGACAGCCCCCACCUUGCUAACGGUGCUGGCCUACUCACUGCUGCCCGUCGGGGGCCUUUCCCUCAUUGUCCUACUGGCUUUCUGGAUAUACCGGCAUCGCAAGCCCCCCUACGGCCACGUAGACAUCCAUGAGGACCCUGGGCCUCCACCCCCAUCCCCUCUGGUGGGCCUGAAGCCACUGCAGCUGCUGGAGAUCAAGGCUCGGGGGCGCUUUGGCUGUGUCUGGAAGGCCCAGCUCAUGAACGACUUUGUAGCUGUCAAGAUCUUUCCACUCCAGGACAAGAAGUCGUGGCAGAGUGAACGGGAGAUCUUCAGCACACCUGGCAUGAAGCACGAGAACCUGCUACAGUUCAUUGCUGCGGAGAAGCGAGGCUCCAACCUUGAAGUAGAGCUGUGGCUCAUCACGGCCUUCCAUGACAAGGGCUCCCUCACAGAUUACCUCAAGGGGAACAUCGUCACAUGGAACGAACUGUGUCACGUAGCAGAGACAAUGUCACGAGGCCUGUCAUACCUGCAUGAGGACGUGCCCUGGUGCCGUGGUGAGGGCCACAAGCCGUCUAUUGCCCACAGGGACUUUAAAAGCAAGAAUGUAUUGCUGAAGAGCGACCUCACAGCCGUGCUGGCUGACUUUGGCCUGGCUGUUCGAUUUGAGCCAGGGAAACCUCCAGGGGAUACCCACGGACAGGUAGGUACGAGACGGUACAUGGCUCCUGAGGUGCUCGAGGGAGCCAUCAACUUCCAGAGAGAUGCCUUCCUGCGCAUUGACAUGUAUGCCAUGGGGCUGGUGCUGUGGGAGCUGGUGUCUCGCUGCAAGGCUGCAGAUGGACCUGUGGAUGAGUACAUGCUGCCCUUUGAGGAAGAAAUUGGCCAGCACCCUUCAUUGGAGGAGCUGCAGGAGGUGGUGGUGCACAAGAAGAUGAGGCCCACCAUUAAGGAUCACUGGUUGAAACAUCCGGGCCUGGCCCAGCUCUGUGUGACCAUCGAGGAAUGCUGGGACCAUGAUGCAGAGGCGCGCUUGUCCGCGGGCUGUGUGGAGGAGCGGGUGUCCCUGAUUCGGAGGUCGGUCAACGGCAAGCUCGUUUCCCUGGUGACCUCUGUCACCACGGUGGACCUGCCCAUAAAGAAUCAAGCAUCUAAGCCCAGGACGCGAGUGUCUGUCCAAACUCAGUGGAUCUGAAGAAAAAAGGAAAAAAAAGUUGUGUUUUGUUUUGGAAAUCCCAUAAAACCAACAAACACAUAAAAUGCAGCUGCUAUUUUACCUUGACUUUUUAUUAUUAUUAUUAUAAUUAUUAUAAUUAUUAUUAUUAAUAUUAUUUUUUGGAUUGGAUCAGUUUUUACCAGCGUAUUGCUCUACUGUAUCACAAACAGCGGACACGUCAGCAGGCGUUGAGGUGCUGAGCUGUGAAUGCAGAACCAGUGCCGUGCUGAAGAGCCUCAGCCACCUCGUGUCCCUUGGGAUUCAUUUUUCCCGCUUUCUCUUUGUUCGUCGUCUCAGUAUCUGUGACACAAAGAAACCCAUCUCCUGUCUUAGGAAACCUAAUGCUGCAAACUCUACCUAGAGGAACCUUUGAAGACUGUUACAUAAGAACAUACCUUCCUCAGAAGAGGAGUUUCCUCUGCCCUCUGCCCUCCUCCCCUCCCUCUUCCCUACCCUCCCUUUCAUUUUGUUUUAGUGAGCUUAAGAAACAGCAGAUGCGUCUUUCACGGAUCUAACGGGUGUUGUCCUGAGCGAGAAGAAAACUGGGAUGAGAAUGGUUUGGACUGGAGUUGGAAGGGGAGGACAGUGCUGGGGUAGGGUUUGGGACAGAGCUACACUGGACUCGGGCACAUUUGGAGCAGCAUCCUUUGCUAUGGAGGCUACUUCUCAGGUAACCAGGAAUCGAGGGGAAGGACCUUGUGGAGGCCGAGCAUUAGCAGUCAGAGCGGGGUUUGGAGAAAGCCUGAGACUCGGGGCAGCCCUGACUUAUCUGCUGGCCCUGACCAGUUUCUUUUCACUAACUUGGCCUUGGGCAUAGGAUGAAACAUUUUUUUUCUGCCCUAAUUUUAAAAUUAGGUGAGGGUAGAAUCAUCACAAUGUAGUGAAUACAUUCUUCAUGAGACACAAUGCUGUAAAUACCCUUGAUGAAGGAAAAGCUGAAAUACUUUUGUUUCCUCUUGGAGCAGUUCAGGGAAAUGCCCACAGGGGGUCACCCCGCACAGACAGGGCAAGAGGAUUCCUGGGUGGAGUCUGCCAAGGCCUGUCUGUCUGGAGACCCCAGAGUCCUGCAGUUCUGGUUCCACCCCAGGUGGUGACAUUACUGUCCCCUUUCUGUGGCUUGUGGACAAGAUUUUCUCCAGACCCCUUAAAGUGGUACAUAUUCUAAAAAACGGUUUUUCUAUUAUGCCAUACUUUGCUCUAGUCAGUGAAUGUUCCUAAUGCUGCUGUUUCAACAUUGGAUUUUUUCUUUAAUUUAUGAAACAUGCUAAUUUUUUGUUUUUCAAACAAAACACACAUCCACAUAUACACAUGCUUUGUUAUGUGGCUUCCAAGGUUUAAAUUUUGAAAAGUAAAAGAAUUAAAACUUCACGACCACAGAUCACCUCAAACCAGAAAUACCUCAGAAUUUUCUACCUGUGUAAGGUUUAUUAUAUAUUUUGUUAGUUGUGUUGUCUUGUAGUGAGUAUAUUUUAAUGUAAGUUGGCUUUUAUGACAAGGAAGUUUAAAAGAAAUAGAGAAAAAGAAACAAGUUUGCAUCUUUUAGGAAGUGCUACCAUUUUUGUUGGAGAACGCCCUCUUGUAAAUAGUUGCCAUCAGCUGUAGGUUGGCUGUCCGGGCCAAGCCUGGGCAUUCAUCAGUCUUGUUUGUGAAGGCUUUUCCUAAUGGUUUCUUUAGAUCAUUUUAUUUAAAAGUAGUCCAUCUCUUCAUCCUGAGGGUAGGCUAGGUGGGGGCCAUGGGGAGAGGUUGACCUGGUGAGAACUGAAAAGGCCUCCCCCACUUGGGUUGUUGGGAGCUUCACAUGUAAUACAUGUGAUCGGUCAGUGUUCAGAAUGACAGGUAACUCCACUUAAACUUGGUAGAAGGAUGGCCCUUAGACCUGCAUGGGGUGAUUUUACUUGAGAUUUGACUUCUUCAGCAAAUUAGCAGCAACGUUGGAAGAGAUGUGUGGCGACUCUGUGAAGCACACCGUGGCUCGGGCCAGUCGUCUAGCGCAGCGUGUCUGGGAGUGAAGGGUUUCGCCCUGGCGGGUCUUGGAGUCCAUAGUAUUGGGGGGACUGUACACGCCAGGUCAUCUACCUGCCAUGCUCUGUGCAAGGUCUGGGGCUUGCUGCCCCAGGCCCUUUCCUGGGUGUUGGGGCACAGGGGGCUGUGUGAGGCCCAUUUGCUUCCCUCUCAGAGCUCAGUUUUUGCUUCAUGGGUCAAAACGUGGGCUGGCCAAGUAGUUACAGGAACAGGGUUUUGGUAAGCUAUGUUGUCUUUUUUUUUUUUUUUUUUUUAAUGGUUUGAUUUUGUGCUGUGGUAUUUUUCUUCCCUUGGAAUAAUUUUUAAUGGCAAAACAGGCCUUACAGCAGUUGCUUUUCUUUUCCACUUAUUUCAUUAAGAAGCUUUAAAUAUUGAUUGAAAAGUGCCAUAUCUAAUUUCUUCAGCUUUCUCCUCAGGCACUGCCAGCAUCUUUACUUUUCAUCCUCAGAAGAAACAAACCACUAACAAAUGUAGCAAAUUCACUGCAGGAGAAGUCAGAUGUGAUACUGCCUGAACACUAAACCCCAGCCUCGGUUCGGUUUUGCUUCCUCUGGGGGGUUUUUCUUUUGGGUGCUGGCUUGAUUCUUGUGAGAAGUUCUAACCUGGCCAAGCAAGGGUUGAGCCAUGGUUCUGGUGUGGGACUUUGUGGUCGGGACACGGUACAGACAGGUCAGGCCUGCAUGCCUUUUCCCUGGGUGGCCUCCCUGUAGGCCCACCCCACACUCGGCCACUGUGGUGUCCCUGUGGGGCUUUGCCAUCAGAUGGUGUGUCAGGAGAUGGAGCCUGUUUGGUGUGGCUGGGGAGGGGGCAGUCCAUACCAGUUCUCUGGGCUUUAGGCUGCUCUUCCCCUCACUCGUGGUGUAGGGUGCACCCAUCAGGCAGUGUAUCUGGCUGCUGAUGGCAAGAAGAAGGUGGGGGAUCUUCUUACAGGGCAUGGCUCUUGGAGCACAGGUGGGCCUUUUGCUCCAGGUAAAAUGAUUGUUCGCUGUCGUGUGUUCUUUGAGGAGCAAGCCAUCUGGAGCUCUACUUUUGAGUUUACUCGGCCAUAGAGCCUCUGCCUGUGCUCUUUUCCAUAAAGACUUCAUGUGACCUGCACUUUUGGGGAGCUCAGAUAAUUGCUUUCUUUUUGUUUUUGACCUCAGGCUCUGUGAAAGACUGGGGAAAUGGGGCCUGGUAUCAUUUUCCCUGUCAGUGGAAGGGGCUGUUCCAUGCAGGGUGGGAGGGGACCAAGUUAGCAGAGUAUAGCCAAGGAUCCUUGCUUCUUCCUUUCUAGUGUGCUAUCAUCGAAGCAGUCUCCUGACUGUAGGGAUGGGCCUUGGGGAAGAAUCUUCUCUGAAAGUGUCUGUGAUAACUGGGAAGUCAUCCUAAGCUAGAGAAAUCCAGCAAUGAGCAGGAGGAGGAAGAAAGUGAUGGCAGAGGCCAUUGUGUUACAGUGUCCUGCAGAGGGCUGUCAGUGAUGGGGCGUUAGGGAAGGCCACGACAUAGUAAUCACAGCUUCCUGGCUUGCCAUAUGCUGGCUUUUCUCCUGGGACCAUUGGUCCACAGCAGGAGCUCUUUGCUUGAGUUGCUUGGGGGACAUGGGCUCUCCUGGGGAGAAAGUCACACCUGGCCAUGAGGGAAGAUGCUGAGCAUCAUUAGCCCUCUUGUCCUGUCUGCUCUGGAGAGGAGCCUGUGGGAAUAGUCCUGUCUGGGGAGGGCAUACCUACACAUGCCAGCUGAUUCUGACUCUGAUCCUGUCUGGACUUGCGGCGGGGGCGGGGGGGGGCGGGGGGGGGUUCUGCAGAACAAGUAGGUUGUCGUCCAGACUUGAACAUCUUCAGGAAGAUAGAGACUUCUGCUCACGUAGGCUUAGCAAAAGGAAGGGUCUCUCAUCUCCAGGCCACAUUGAUAGUUCUUCCAUUGCCCUAAGAGGCUAGGCUGACCCUCUCGAAAGAACUUAGACAGCAAAGCACUUCCUCCUGUAGUUGGGCUCUGUCACUUUUCUCUUCAGUUGGCCGCAUUCUUGUUUCCUCUAUCCUGCUCCUGUGCCCUGUGUGCUCGGGCUGUGUGUGUGGGUCUUUCCCUGGUGGAAGGAAGCCCAGCUGUGUAUUGAAUGUUCUUCAUGUGCUGUGUGUGACUCAGAAAGCCUGUCACAUGCCCCCUGUGCUCUGAGCCUUGAGGGCGGGGAGGCGGCUGUUGCAUUGGAGUGCGAGUAUUGGAUGGCCCUCUUGAAAAUACAAUUUUGCCUUUUUGAGUAUGCAGUAUAAAGUUCCCAGCACCUAUUGGUAACACAGGGUUUGCUGGUUUUUAAAAUAAUACAGUAAGCAGAAAUAUGUAAGGUUUUAGAAUUGGUACUAGAAGUUGGACGGCUAGUUAUUAUUCUCGAGAAGUUGAUUUCACUAGAAAAAUACACUAAUUGGAAAGCAGUUUUCAGGAGUUUGAUUUUCAGUCUGUUAUUUCAGCCUGUUGAGUUCUUGAUGGCACACCUUUGGAGAGAUGGCCAGAACCUCAUACCCAUUUCAGGGGCAUCAGACUGUACGUUUUUCAGAAGCUCCGUAGAUCUGUUCAUCUACCUGCCAUCCUGGUUGAACAGCCAGAAAGAGAAGGGGACAAGGUGUCUUUUUCUACUUCUCACUGGGGUGACAUGAAUUCUUUUUAGUGAGUGGCUGUUUGCAAAUUCUAAACUAAUAAAUAACAGCUAACAUGUUCAACCUAGUAGUGAUGAGUUUAAAUCUCAGUUGACAGGAAUAUUUUAGAUAAACAGGCCCAGUGAUUCAGUCGGUGAACUGUGUAUCUCCUUAGUUAGAUUUGUAAAUGUUGAGUGAAUUCAGGGUUAUAUGCAUAGUUCUUUAAGUAAGAUUCCGGGUAGUUGAUUUGUAACCAGCAGUCUACCUAUGAAUGUAUUCCAAACCUUUAGAAGGUUGGAAAAGUUUUUUUGAAGUAAGGAUUUAGUUUUGUAGGAAAAAAACCCCCUUGGAAAUUAAUUCAGUUGACCCAGUAAUAUUUUUUUUAAACGAUUGGUGGGUCCAAAAGGCCUGUCAGCAAAUAGAAGUCCAGAUUAUCUAGUGGGACAUUUUGAAGGUUUUAUGUUGAUUUCGGGUCCACUGUAAACUUUGCUUUGAACAAGAAUUCGAAUUUAAAGAAUUUACCAUGACUUAAAUCUUGACCGAGUUUUUGCAUUUUCAUGGUGGUAUCUUCCAGGUAUGAACGAAGCAAGACUUUUUGAUUGUGGUACUUCCCGCACCCCUGUAGUGCCAAAAGCAGUGAUACUUUAUUUGCUCCUAUGGCAGCUCAUAGAGAUAACCGAAGUGAUGUUUCUUCAGUAGUUGAAACACAUAAUCUCUAAAUGCCAGUGUGUGGCGACGGGCCCUGCACUGCCUUCCAUUUCUCCAGGGCAGUGUCUGGAUUGUCCAGGGCCUAGGCAGUUCUGAUAACUACUGUAAACCAACCACAGGACACUAAGGCAGUGUACACACAGCUCUGUGUGUGUAUGCAGUGGGCUAUAUAAACCUGGGCUAUGCUGGACGUCUGUAGAAAAGUAUUACAUUCGCUUGCACAGUUUACAUUUUUGAGCUCACAGUUAUGAAAAAUACGACCCACGAGUUAGUUUUUCAGGCAGGCGAGGUCGGGUCUUCUUGCAGAUGCGUGAGUUCUGUCCCGAGUCCUCGGAACUUCUUGUUGGUUGGGUGUGGGCUCAUUCCCUGACUCUCCUAGUCACGUUCGCAUCGGAAUGUUAGCAUUGUAAAUAGAAGAAUAGGUUGUAUAAUACACAACACUUGAACUUUACUUUAAAAAAAUCGAUAGUUCUACAUAUAUAUUUAGUUAUAUCACCUGACAGAUUUCUUCUACACAAUGUGGAGAUUGUUUUAUACCACAGAUUAUUUUUAUAAAGUUAGUGAAUUUGAAUGAUUUUGUAAUCAGAGCUGAUGAGCUUUACCUUUCAAGAGAAACAUACACUGGAGCAUGAGUGGUGUGGAACUUUCACUUAGCGCUCAUAUGGAUUCCUGCGAUACACUGGCAGACUGGAGUCAAUUUGCGGGUCUCUUCUGGCCAAAACUCCACUUGUGGUUGUGUAGGACAGUGAUACUUCAGCUCAGCUUGUGGAUUGGGAGGAGAGAGGGCCAGCAGUGUUGUACAUUGGUGCUUCUUCCUGAGGUUUCUGUUGAACAAAGGGUUCCGAGGUCAAAAAUUAGUUUUUAAGCUCCUGCCAUAGGACAUAGUCACGUGAGAGUGUUUGGGGGAACAGAAAUUGUGUAGGGGUGCAGAUUGGGGUGGGGUGGGAUGAGACGUGAAUAAGGUUCGGCUACAAAAACUUUGAAAUGGGAAUCUGUGGUUUGAGGAAUCCACCAAAGUGGAUUCUCUAAGGUCACAUUAUCUAGGGUGGGGGACAGAAUUACCCAGUUGAGUAAUUGUUCAGAAACGGGGAGGGCGGUGUGUGGAUGCAGUGAUCCAAUUCGGUGGAUGGCUGCAGUGAUCCAAUUCGGUGGACGGCUGCAGUGAUCCAAUUCGGUGGACGGCUGCAGUGAUCCAAUUCGGUGGACGGCUGCAGUGAUCCAAUUCGGUGGACGGCUGCAGUGAUCCAAUUCGGUGGACGGCUGCAGUGAUCCAAUUCGGUGGACGGCUGCAGUGAUCCAAUUCGGUGGACGGCUGCAGUGAUCAAUUUGGUGGACGGCUGCAGUGAUCCAAUUUGGUGGACGGCUGCAGUGAUUCAAUUCAGUGGACAGCUGCCAGGCACCUUUUGUCCUCGCUGGUCAGGGCUCUUUUGGAGGUGAGAAUGAUUGGGUUGGCUUGCUGCUUCCAUCCAUGCAGUCGGCCAGGAGUCCAGAGAGGAAGCUCAGAACCCGAGUAACAGCAGGACAUCUUUCAGAUAGCACCAGAGUUUUCCUGCUUUUCUUAGGAAGUCCAGCAUCACUGCCACAGUAUGGAAAGUGCUCUUCAUUUUAGCCUAUUUAUUGUUUGGCAGAGAGUGGAUGGUUAUUUGUGUGGGACUUUUGGUGGUGAUAUAUUAUGAAUAAUUAAGUUAAUGUCUCAUAUUGAUAAUGGCCCGUCCUGAGGCCCAGCUGAAGACCUGUCCCCCAGACCCUGCCUGCUGGCUUCAGGCUGCUGCUUCCAGACAGAGGUGCACUGGAUGGGAGGGAUGGUUUUAUCAAGAGAAUCCCUAAUGUGUCAUUUUAAACCAGCUGUGUUUUAUUCAUUCUGGUUAAGCGUAUAGGUUCACACUUUGCCCUUUUUAUACUUGGAAUGAAUUUAGUUACCGCAGAUCUAGUAGCACCCCAGAAACCAACCCCAUCUGUUUCCCAUAAAAAGAACAUGUUUCUGCUCUCCAGCCACGUGUCUUGGGAUGUAAUUCUGCUGUGCCUUUGUUUUUGUCACUCUUUCCCCCAAAAGCAACUGCUGUAAGCUUUUUUCUACUUGUCUUUUCUAGUCCCCAGCCUCUACCUUUUUUCCUUUUUCCCAGCUCUAAUUUCUGGAUGCACUUCUGUGGUCCAGGUAUUUUAAGAACCAGUUACCUCAGACCUCAUGUUGAACAGUGUCGCCAUCUGGGUCCUCUUGAUACUGCAGACUUUUAACGUACAUAUGCAGGAACCCUGCUGAGCGUGGGCACUUACUUGUAUUAAAGCAAAACUCUUCCCAAGGAAUGAGGAAAGGGCUUCUGGCAAGCUCGUCAUGGCACUGUGGUGGGAUGGGUCUAGAGUGCCGUCUGAAUGGUGCUUCCUCUGUUCCUCUUUGAAUUCUGCCAUUUUCAGUAUUCUCGUGUGUCUGAAUAGGCAAAGCGAUUUAAUUGGCUGGUCUUACACGCAAAUUAGUUCCAAAGAUAAGCUCUUUGUAACACAUUUCCAGUCGCUAAUGCUCAAGUGUAGAACAUUCCUUUAAAUGGCAGGAUAAAAAACCCACCAUCCACCAUAGUGCAUUUUGGGAAGAUUUCUGUAGCAUAUGUUGCUGUGAAAUUAGGCCUUGCGGGAUAUGGCUGUUUGUCAUUUUGAUGUAUUUUAAAUAAAUAUAUAUAUUUUUUAAAGAGCCUUUUUUACCAGUUCAAAAAGUUUAAUUAACCAGCAGUCACCACAUCUGAAUUUUUGUCUCUGGGGCAUAGAUGGCAGACCAAGAUUAAAAGUGGUAACUCAGCCAUGUGAGCGUGGGCUACCUUCCUGGACUGUCCUGCUGUCCUGCAGACCUGCUGUUCCACAGACCACGGGACACAGGGUCAGUGUGUUCCCAGUGAGGGGCCCAAGUCAGUGCUCUUAAGUGUUUGGUCUCUGCCCCAUUCCGUGGACUGUUGACUUCAGUCCCUGCAAGUGCUUUAGCCCGAGUGGGGUUUUCUCAGAGCACUGCCGCAAGUUAAGUGUGUGUUUAGCCAAAUAAUUUCUCCAUAAGGGAAAAAUGCAAUCACCCAAAUUUUACCAACAAUGACAGAGAUGAGAGUAGGAAAGAUGAGGCAACAUCUGCGUUUUACUUUGGAAAGUGUCCAAGUCAUCAUGAAAGGCCGUCUGGAAGCAAGUGAUUAUUAGAGAUUCUUUGGGAGACCUCAUCUGAAAAUGUUAAGACUGCCAGUGAGGGAAGGAAUUGUUAAAAUGCCAGCGGCUUUUUUCCUCUUUUUUUCUCUAAUCUGUAAAAAUGCAGAGAAAGUUGAGUGGUACUUCAGAAUUGAGGGAGAGGGUUACCGCAGAGUAGAAACAUAUUUCUAGAUUUCAGUUCCACACCACAAAUCCACAACAAUGCCAUUUUUCAACUGUACAAAAGAAUCUGCUUAUGAACUUGACAUGAUCUUAAUGGUAGUGUCAGAGGCCAAAUUUUUCACCUGUUAAUAUUUUUCCACAUUUGUCCUUGAAUCUGAAUAUACAGUACUGUAAAUUUAACUUACAUCGAGUUUGAUGUCAAUUCUUAUGAAAAGAGCUUUCUGCAUGUGACACACAUACAGUUAAAGAACACAGCAGAGUACAACAUUUGCAGGCACAGGUUUGCAACCAACAGAAAACGUCACCUUUUAUUUGCCAUCUUAUAUAUAUAUCAGUUUUACCAGCUACUUCUAAAUUUGUACAUUAUUUGUAAGGGAAAGAAGGAAAACCCUAAGACUUGUCUAACUUAGUGGAGAAUGUGUGUGUUUGGGCUUAGGAUGGAUAGCUAAGUCUUAUUGAGCUGUGUUACCUAACUUGUAUAUAAAAAUUGUAAUUAAAAGUUUGGGUUCAGCUGUUUCUCACAGUUUAAAAUGAUGAGUACUUGCAAACUCUGGAAAUGUGACUAGUGUAUCAUUUAAGGCUGUAGAAGCAAGGAAGCUCUUUCAAGUGCUAAAACUAAAGACUUCUAGUUUUUGGCUCAAAUUCAGUAAGUACUGUUUGCAUACCAGGAUAUGUGAGAUGUAAAUGUAGUAGGUCACUUUCCACCCUUGUAGCUAUAAAAUAAAAAUUUUGUAGAACAGAAAUAGCUUGUACUACUGAAUUAACAGAAGUUAUACUAAAGUUCUUGUUUUAAAAAAUAUAUAUAUACAGAGUUAAGCUUGUUGCUGUUACCCUGUCUGGAUUUGAAAAGUGUGCUGAUUUAUAUAUAUAUAUAUAUUACACACACACACACACACACACACGCACGCACGCACACACUCUAAAAUGGCCUAAAGCAGACAUCCAUGUAAUUACAGUUGCAGAAUGAAAACAUUUUGGAAAGAACAUUGUAUCAUAGUUCAUUCAUUUGCAGUGGAUCUUUGUUCCUUUUUACUGUGGUAAUUUUAGAAAUGAGUGUCAAGUUUGAAAUUAGAUCUGCCAAGUUGGGGUUUUGCUGCUUGAACUCUGCACUGGGUCCUCAAAUAAACCGAUGUGAAUGUAGUUUUUUCCCCCUGUGUGAAGAAGCAGUCACACCCCAACAAUAGGAGGAAAAAUCUAGAACUAUUUCAAGUUUUAUCUUUUUGUAUAUGAAAAUAAAAUAAUAAAACAA
Callithrix jacchus (white-tufted-ear marmoset) is the source of this 11870-nucleotide messenger RNA. The record is from RefSeq and is a predicted model, not a curated record. NCBI's taxonomy places the organism in Eukaryota, Metazoa, Chordata, Mammalia, Primates, Cebidae.